UUUGAAGACAUGGGUGAAUCUUCCUAUGGCUAUUGGUUUUAUGUUGCUUUACACCAAACUCUCAAAUGUUCUCUCUAAAAAGGCUCUCUUUUACACUGUUAUUGUUCCUUUUAUUGUCUACUUUGGAGCCUUUGGUUUUGUGAUGUACCCUCUCAGCAACUUGAUUCACCCUGAAGCUCUUGCUGAUAAGCUCCUUGCGACGCUCGGCCCCAGAUUCAUGGGUCCUCUCGCAAUCAUGCGGAUUUGGAGUUUCUGUUUGUUCUAUGUCAUGGCUGAGCUUUGGGGUAGUGUUGUGGUUUCAGUUCUCUUCUGGGGAUUUGCCAAUCAGAUUACAACGGUUGACGAAGCCAAAAAGUUCUAUCCUUUGUUUGGACUAGGAGCAAAUGUUGCACUUAUUUUCUCAGGAAGAACUGUGAAAUAUUUCUCUAACAUGAGAAAGAAUCUUGGCCCUGGAGUUGAUGGCUGGGCUGUAUCAUUAAAAGCUAUGAUGAGUAUUGUCGUGGGAAUGGGACUUGCCAUCUGUUUCCUCUACUGGUGGGUGAAUAGAUAUGUGCCUCUCCCAACCCGUAGCAAGAAGAAGAAGGUGAAACCACAAAUGGGAACAAUGGAGAGCUUGAAGUUUUUGGUGUCAUCACCAUACAUUAGGGAUCUUGCUACUUUGGUGGUUGCAUAUGGAAUUAGUAUCAACCUUGUUGAAGUCACAUGGAAAUCAAAGCUUAAAGCUCAGUUCCCUAGCCCGAACGAGUACUCAGCAUUUAUGGGAGACUUCUCAACCUGCACGGGUAUUGCAACAUUCACAAUGAUGCUUCUCAGCCAAUAUGUGUUUAAGAAGUAUGGUUGGGGAGUAGCUGCAAAGAUCACGCCAACCGUUCUGCUAUUGACCGGCGUUGCCUUCUUCUCUCUGAUACUGUUUGGGGGCCCAUUUGCACCACUGGUUGCCAAGCUUGGUAUGACACCGCUACUCGCAGCUGUGUACGUUGGUGCUCUCCAGAAUAUCUUCAGCAAGAGCGCCAAGUACAGCUUGUUUGAUCCUUGCAAAGAAAUGGCUUAUAUCCCAUUGGAUGAGGACACCAAGGUUAAAGGCAAAGCUGCCAUUGAUGUAGUCUGCAACCCAUUGGGGAAAUCAGGCGGUGCUCUAAUCCAGCAGUUCAUGAUCCUUACAUUCGGCUCACUCGCCAACUCCACGCCUUACCUUGGAAUCAUCCUGCUCGGUAUAGUCACUGCAUGGUUAGCUGCUGCUAAGUCGCUGGAAGGACAGUUCAACACUCUCAUGUCUGAAGAAGAACUCGAGCAGGAAUUGGAGAGAGCUUCAUCAGUCAAGAUUCCUGUCGUGUCUAAGGAGGAUGCACCACCAGGAGAAUCUGCGAGCCAACUAUCGGAGAAAUCUACUCCAACCAACAAUUAGAUGAUGACGGAUAAAGUUUUUUUUUGGGAUUGUUUGCGUGUUGGUUUUAGCGUUUUGGUCGGAGUAAGAUUUUGUUAGUGUGAGAGAAAGACUACAAAUUAAUCAUUUAGUCAUAUGCGUUUUUUUUCGUUGUUGUUUCUUCUCUUUGAUACCAAUACGAAAGUAAUAAAAUUUUCAAGUUCAAUAAUA
This is a messenger RNA of Camelina sativa (false flax), 1594 nucleotides long. RefSeq names its product ADP,ATP carrier protein 2, chloroplastic. The record is from RefSeq and is a predicted model, not a curated record. NCBI's taxonomy places the organism in Eukaryota, Viridiplantae, Streptophyta, Magnoliopsida, Brassicales, Brassicaceae. Gene Ontology annotation, cellular component: membrane. Gene Ontology annotation, molecular function: ATP:ADP antiporter activity. Gene Ontology annotation, biological process: nucleotide transport.